Plasmodium relictum is the source of this 528-nucleotide messenger RNA. RefSeq names its product ubiquitin-like protein, putative. The record is from RefSeq and is a predicted model, not a curated record. Gene Ontology annotation, molecular function: protein binding. The transcript has 2 exons. The coding region runs from base 1 to 528 and encodes 175 amino acids. NCBI's taxonomy places the organism in Eukaryota, Apicomplexa, Aconoidasida, Haemosporida, Plasmodiidae.
AUGGAAGAGUUAUCAGGAAUGUAUAUGAAUAAAAAUAAAAAUGAAGAAAAAGUAAUUUAUAUAAAAAGUAUAGGAAAUUUUUGCAAAAAAUUAAAAUUUGAUGAUGAUAAUAAGAUUAGUGAAGUUUUAAGAAGAAAUGAUUUAUUGAAUGAAGAUGAAACACAUUUAUACCAAAUCAGAAACAAACUUAUUGAUUUAGAUAAAACUUUUUCAUAUUAUAAUGUGAAUAAUGGAGAUAUUAUUUAUAUUUUACCAGCACCUGCUCCUCUUCCUUAUUUAAUAUAUUUAUUCCAUCAAAAAACAGGGCGAGUUCAUUGUAUUGAAUUAAAUCAUAAAGAUUCAGUUGAUUCACUCCAUAAGCAAGUUGCAAAAAUAUUAAAAAUAAAAGAAGAAGAUCAAAUAUUAAUAUACGGCGGCAAAUGUUUAAGCAAUAAAAAGACUCUAAAAGAGGAAAAGUUAACAAGAGAAAGUUUAGUUACAAUACUAGAUAAAAAAGACAUACCAGAUAUAGAUAAUGGGCAUGAAUAA